AUGUGUUUCGGGGGCGAGGCAAUGGGGCCGUUUGUGCUUCUAUUUGUGUACGGCACUCUUCAACGCGGAGAGAACAAUUACGCGUGGUGGAUGGCGGACCCAAAACACGCCACGUUUGUGGCGACAGCACGCACUGUGAAACGGUAUCCGCUGUUUGUGAAACUUUUGCCUGGUUCCGACGGGUGCUCGCCCUGCCUACUCAACCAACCCGCUGCGGGAGAUGUUGGCGAUGAUAGCAACUGCAAUGUGCGGAACAAUGAUGCUGGCGGUGUGACGCCUCAGUUUGUAGUGGGGGAGUUGUUUCUGGUGACACCAACAUUGAAGAGCUGCCUUGACGUCAUUGAGGAUGUCGAGGAGGGCGUGUACACCGUCGGCGAGAUCGAUGUUCUCCCCCUGGACAACGAGCAGGUGGUGGAGAGGACACUUCAUGUGGUCAAGGGGGAGGCGGUGAGGGCGCUUGUGUACUUUCGGACGAAGAACUACCCGCCUGACUGGAACUGCCCCGGUGCGGCGAACAGCACAUGUCUCAUGCAGCGUUUUUCAGCGAUGGAGUGCCUGCGUCUGUACGGCUCGCGUUUUGCCGGCUUUCCCGCCCACUUGCGUUACGCAGCGGAAUUACGAGACGGCCUUCAAAGACAUACCAGAUGGCCGUUUGAUGAUGUGUGCGGGGUGCCCCUCCGUCCUAAACCCAUCGUGCUUUUUAUUAUUGACGGCGUGGGUGACGCCACUUAUUCAGAGCUUGGUCAUCGCACACCGCUUGAGGUGGUUGCCGGUGUGCCUCCGCGGAGGUUAAAGGGUGAAGCCACGGC
Trypanosoma cruzi is the source of this 809-nucleotide messenger RNA. RefSeq names its product 2,3-bisphosphoglycerate-independent phosphoglycerate mutase, putative. Gene Ontology annotation, molecular function: gamma-glutamylaminecyclotransferase activity. The record is from RefSeq and is a predicted model, not a curated record. The annotation marks the transcript as partial. NCBI's taxonomy places the organism in Eukaryota, Euglenozoa, Kinetoplastea, Trypanosomatida, Trypanosomatidae. The transcript has a single exon.